Durusdinium trenchii is the source of this 3173-nucleotide messenger RNA. The record is from the annotation of a GenBank genome assembly. Lineage: Eukaryota; Dinophyceae; Suessiales; Symbiodiniaceae.
AUGCCAGUUGGGCCCGACCCAGAAGAAUGCAGGCAAGCAAUCGCAGCAUUCACUGAGGCUACCAAGUGUCAUGCCCAGGCUGCUGAGGGGGAGAAGACGCGGUUGCCGGCAAAUAGCUUCCAGUGGCGUCAGUAUCGUCAGGCCACCAAAUGCUUGUUGGCAGCGUUCGCAAACUCUCUGAGGCAUUGCCUACCUGCACAGUGGUCGUUCAAGUCAUUGCUUCCGCCCAAUUUGCUGGAGCCUGCAGGUCGUCAAGGUGUGAGGGAGAAGUUGCUUGAUGAGGAGGCGAAGAUGUUUGGGGUAGCUGAUGACCGGAAGCUUUUCUUCCGGUACAGUUUCGAUUCCCACGAAGCCUGCCCCGACUUUUUUAUCCACGAGGACUUCUACCGCCUGAUUUUUUCAGCGGACGAGGGAACCGAAGGGUUCCUGGGCUUCCUCCACCUUGCCAACAACGGGCUCUAUUGCUUGUUUUGGCCGGACAUCUUUCACAGAGUGUCUCGUCGCGUUGCGCAAGCGAUUAAUCACCCUUCUUGUCAGGAUGCCAAGGACCUUUUGAGACGUUGCACCAAGAUGUUCAGGUUUUCCAGGGCUCCUUUUGGCAGUGGCAGAUUUGGAUCUGAAAUGAACGACGCUCGCAAGAAGCUUUUGGAGAGUGUUCGAGAGGGCGAGUGUGAAGAGCUUCUGGAGAUGUACAUGCACGCGGUUGCGAGGGACCGUGGCCGGCCUGUGGACACGUUCAGCAGACAUGAACUGGUUGAGGUGUUGCAGAAUGCAGCCCGCAGUCACCAUAUCCUCUCUGCAGAAUGCAAAGACUCUCGAUGGAUGUCGUUUCAUGAGCACUGCGAGCGUUGGGAUUCUCGUUGGCAUGUGGAGCUGAUGUGUCAUGCCUAUGCUUGGUUCAUGCAGGGCAAAAACCCGUGGGAUCUUGCUGGCGCCGGAAGCGAUGACUCUCCAGAAAACACCUUUUCCCACAGGCUCAAUGCUUGGAAUGUGCUCCUGGAUGACUCCAACCAGAACAAAGUGAGAAGCAUCAUCGCAGUGUUCAAGCCAUUUCGCCAAUUUCUUGGCCAAGCUGAUAUGGAGAUGCAAAGGAAACCCACGGCUUCGGUUGCGCAGGCUGUCUACUUGGCCACUGGAAGGACUUGCCAAAAGCUUGUUUCGCAAACAAUCAGUUCAUCUGUUUCUGCUGAAUGCUUGCUCCACAUUGGCCUUGAUAGUGCUGAUGACGACGAAAGCCAAGAGCUUUUGCAAUUUCACGGGAACCUGUUGCUGUCCGUGCUUGCCAGCAUUUGUGAUUUGGACCGCUACCAUACUGCUUUCCCGUGGAGGUUGGUUGCAUGCCUUGACAAGACGUCAGUGCCAUCUACGUUGAAGGAUAUGGCCAGAGAGUGGCAGUUUGUCACUGAAUUUGUUGAUCAACUGGCAGAGAACGACUUGAUUCGCAAGACGCUGAUGCACACCCGGUGGCAAGCCUAUAGGGACGCAAUGUCCAAGGCAGAGCACUUUGACUUUGACCCGAAGCGCCUGACAUCGGAUGAGGCCCAGCCCUUCCUCGAUACAGUCCGGUGCGUUAUUGGAAUCACUUCUGAGAAGCCGAAUGCCACAGACUCGGUCUUGAGUUCUUUGAGCUGUGAACUGUACUUCAACGAUCUUCGAGAUGCUUGUCGCAGGCAUGCCAAGAAGGAGCGGCAGAAUCCAAGCAACUACCAUUGCAUCUCCAUGAAGAGCGUUUCGGUGCGGAACAGUGGUUGCAAGAGCUUCCAGAUUGAAGACCAUCAAUGGCAACAUCCAAUUCCCCGAAAGCAGAUCCAGCAGCAAGUGCUUUCAGCCACCAGGGUCUCUGAUCGCACCUUGGGAAAUCCAAGUCAUGGUUUGACCAAAGCCAAGACCACGGGUCUCACGAAACCACACAUCCUCACUCAAAGGCUCGACCUCAUGAAGUGCUUGGAGUGCUGUUGGCAUGAAUGCAGUGGCAAUGUGGAGCAAAAGCGUGCAGCGGCCAUGAACGGAAUGCAAAAGCUGUGGAUGUCCAAGUUGGUCUGCGAGCAGGGUUUGAUUCGUGUGAAGGGCUCUGACCAGAUCAAUUUAGUUCUUCGUGCAGGACCUUGGAACGUUCGCAUUGUGAGCCUAGUUGGUGACAAAAAUACACCUGAUGCUUUCUUGCUCACUCACAACACAGACGUGAUGACAGUGACCUCAUUGGACGAAGUUGAGAUUGCCUUAGCCAAGCCUACGAUUCUUCAGUGUGGGACAUUGGGGUUCCAAAAGGCUGGAGAGUGGAUGAGCCUGGUUGCGUACACUGUGACUGAGGAUGGCAUCUUGGCUUGUGCUGCUCAAACCCUUCAGCGUUUGUGCGCCUGCCUCAAGGUCAAGGGCCAUGGUGGCUUGACGCACAAGCUCAGAGUGGAACUGUUCUUGAGGUGGAAUGAGUGCAGCGAGGACUUCAUCCAGCGCAUCCUGGACAUGAUUCCCGAUGUUGUGCGCAAGCGGAAAUGUGAAGACGAUGCCACUGAGGGGGACAAGGAAGAAGACCGCUUAGAGGGGCAGUCUGAAGACGAGGAAAUGAACGAGAUUGUUGACUUCUUGUUGGGUUCGAAAACACCUGACGAUGCUGAAGGUGAUGGUCAGCAGGUUGAACCAGCGGUCAAUGAAAAGAAAUCCACUGAGAGUGUUGCCGAGCUUGAUGGAGAGACUAGAAAGGACCCAGCUGCCGAUGCUGCUUCCGUUCGUGCUGACGCAGAUGGAACGCAUGCGCCGCAUGUUCCCCGCGGGCGACCGCAGGGGAGCUUUCCGCCAGGAGUCAAGAGCUACUUCGGCAGUCCGCAGGGAGCCUCCCCCUUUGUCCAAGUCUAUUUGCCGACUGGAUUUUUGCAUUUGGGCAAGAAGUCCAAAUGUUUGAGCUUUGCCGAUCCUCAGAGCAAAGAUGGGAACAAGCGCUCAACUUUGAGAUCCCGUGAGGCUGCGUUGCUUGGAGUUCAAGCCUUUGCGUGGGACUGGUAUUCCUCUUUGACAGAGAUCCAAAAGAGUUCGAUCGCAGAAGCAGACGCUGCAGUUCAAGAGCGGCCUUUGAAACGUGCCCGUUUGUAGAUACUGUUUUCAGUUGGGUAGUGGUGCUGUGUGACUAAGAAGUCCAGUGCGCCUGGGGAGCCAAAGGCUAGAUGGAAGUUGUGGCC